UUCUUCGUUUUAUACAGUAAUGUAAUUCUAGGGUCAUCAUAAAAUGAUAACGAAAUGUGGCCAAUGAGCAUAUAGUAUACAGUACGGACGAGUCAAAAGAGUAGCUAACGUUAGCAAUGAAGCUGACGGUUAUUAGCCGCUAAUUUUUUUUUAGACACAGAAAAGCGUUGUGUAUUCUGUUAUCUUAAGCACGUCAUUUGCCUCCAUUCCAUCACCAUGAAACAACACUAUAUUUACAUUCCAAUAAAAUAGUAAUAAUAUCAAAACUGUGGGAGAUUAUAAUCCCGUUUUAGUCUGUUUGAAAAAAAAAUUACCUGUAGCACCGUAGUUCCUCCUGACUUCCUGUCGAGCGAGGAGCAUACGGUCGUCGCUCAAGACGAUUCAUCAAAUUAGGCAAUCAAUCAAUGCGUGGACAGGAAGCCGAGAGAGGAGACAGACUGCGGUGGACGGGAAGGAGGACAAGGACAAAAGAUGAGCGUGCCCAUGCUGAAGAUUGGAGCCGUGCUGAGCACCAUGGCCAUGGUCACCAACUGGAUGUCCCAGACGCUGCCCUCACUGGUGGGACUCAACGGGACGACCGUCGACAUCUCCCCCGAUGGCACGCACGAACGCAUCGUCAGCGGUUUGUAUCCGGGCUCGGAGGAGGCUUGGCAGGUGUAUAGCACCGCAUCGGAUCCAGACGGCCAGUGCGUAUGUGCGGUGGUCGCGCCUGCCCGGAACCUCUGCAAACGAGACCACCGCACUUGGCAGAUAAGCUUACUGACUCAACAGGUGCAGAAUGUGAGUCAGUCCGUGGAGGGGGUCCACCUGCGGACCUCCAGGGAGCUGCGACACUUCCGCGAGUACGAGCCGCUGCUGCGAGGCGUGGACGGACGUCUGCACUCGUACGCCAGCAGCCCCCGGACGCUCACAUCCAAGGGUCUACAGGAGCUAAAGGGUCAGGUGACUCAGCUUCAGCCCCUCCUGUCCACGGCAGAUCAGUACCGCUCCGACGUUCAGACGCUGACCGCCCUGCGUGACGAACUGCUCAACCUGUCCAUCGUUUUGACCGCCAUCCAGGAGGAGAUUGGAGCGUACGACUAUGAAGAGCUUCAGAGGAGAGUCCUGCUCCUGGAGACCAGACUGCACAGCUGCAUGAACAAACUAGGUUGCGGUCGCCUGACAGCCGUCACCGGGCCCAUCACCGUCAGGGCGUCGGGGUCCCGCUUCGGCUCCUGGAUGACUGACGCCAUGAUUCCCAGCUCUGACAGCAGAGUGUGGUCCAUGGACGGCUUCUACCGGGGCCGUCGAGUGCUGGAGUACCGGACCAUGGCCGAUUUCACCAAGGGCCAGAACUUCGUGCAGCACCUGCUGCCGCACGCUUGGGCCGGCACCGGCCACGUGGUCUACAACGGCUCGCUUUACUACAACAAGCACCAGAGCAACAUUUUGGUCCAGUACCACUUCCGCUCUCGCAGUGUGCUGUUGCAGCGUAGCCUAAGCGGCGCAGGCUACAACAACACCUUCCCGUACAGCUGGGGGGGUUCGUCCGAUAUCGACCUCAUGGCCGACGAGACGGGCCUGUGGGCCGUGUACACAUCCAUACCCAACGCGGGAAACAUUGUGGUAAGCCGCCUGUGUCCGCGCUCUCUGGACGUGCUUCGCAGCUGGUCCACGGGCUUCCCCAAACGCAGUGCGGGCGAGGCCUUCAUGAUCUGCGGCGUCCUCUAUGUCACCAACUCGCACCUGGCCGGAGCCAAGGUCCACUUCGCUUACAACACCAACACGUCCACCUAUGAGUACACGGACGUGCCCUUCCACAACCUCUACUCACACAUCAGCAUGAUGGACUACAACCCCCGAGAGAGGGCGCUCUACACCUGGAACAACGGACACCAGGUGCUCUACAAUGUCACGCUUUUUCACGUCAUUCGCACCGACGGAUAGACUGAAUCGAACGGGUCUGGAGGAGAGUCACGGACUAUCGCGUUUGUUGUUUUUGUGCUCGAUGUGUCGGGUCCGCAUGGUUCUGUUUCUUCAAUAAAUGUCAACAAACUUCA
Syngnathoides biaculeatus (alligator pipefish) is the source of this 2039-nucleotide messenger RNA. Its product is annotated as noelin-2-like. The record is from RefSeq and is a predicted model, not a curated record. Lineage: Eukaryota; Metazoa; Chordata; Actinopteri; Syngnathiformes; Syngnathidae. Gene Ontology annotation, biological process: signal transduction. The coding region runs from base 472 to 1926 and encodes 484 amino acids. The transcript is spliced from 10 exons.